Messenger RNA from Pseudoliparis swirei, 2889 nucleotides. It is a transcript of the gene rnf183, whose product is annotated as ring finger protein 183. Lineage: Eukaryota; Metazoa; Chordata; Actinopteri; Perciformes; Liparidae. Gene Ontology annotation, molecular function: ubiquitin protein ligase activity. The coding region runs from base 290 to 1231 and encodes 313 amino acids. The transcript has 2 exons. The record is from RefSeq and is a predicted model, not a curated record. Gene Ontology annotation, biological process: protein ubiquitination.
ACACGAACAAAAAAACACAAAUAUUCCCGGCAGCUCGCCUCAACAGGUCCAACUGGUCGGAGGAGGAGGAGGAGGAGGAGGCGGCAUAAGGAGGAGUGUUCCCAGGAGGCAGUGCUCCGGCACCAGAUAUGAGAGGAGGAAGACGAGGAGGAGAAGAAGACUUCCCCGAGUGAAGACUUUCUCUCAGUUAUGAAGUUUGGUGCGUAUUCCACCUGGACCGGCACACACGGGGACUGUUGACGUGUGCCGCCCUUCAUCACCGCAGCAGCUCCUCGGAUCCUCAUCCACCAUGAGCGGCGGGGACCGGGAGGGGCCCGGCGGACCGCUGGCCCCCAACGUCAAACCCAAGCUGCUCCAGAAGGAGGCGAACAGCAAGGAGGACGCGUGGAGGAAGGAGAAGCCCUCGCGGGCCCGGAGGUCCGUCAGCACCAGCUCGGAGAGGACGGAGCGGAGCAGGAGGAGGGAGCGGGACCACCGGGGCCGGGCGGACCGGAGGCGGCGGGGGAGGAGCGAGGAGGCGCGGGGGGGCCGGGACCGGAGGGCCGGAGAGAGGAGGGCGCCGCCGCCCGGGGACGAGGUGGAGGAUACGGAGUGCGCCGUGUGCUUCUGCUCCUACGACAACGUGUUCCGGACCCCCAAGCUGCUGGCGUGCGGACACACCUUCUGCCUGGAGUGCCUCGCGCGCAUCAACGUGGCGUCCGCCGAGCUCAAGACGCUUUGCUGCCCCGUGUGCCGCGAGUUCACCGAGCUGCCGCACGGCCGCGACCUGCCGCGCCUCGGCAACAACCAGGACGUCAUCGGCAAGCUGCCGGCGGCCAUGCGCACGGCGCGCAGCAUCCGCUUCAAGCGCAGCCGCGGCAAGCUGCUGCUGAAGAGCCCGCCGCGCGGCGCCGCGGCGCCCGGCUUCUUCACGCUGCUCAAGAAGAAGAGUCCACCGGCGGCGGCGGGAGAGGGAGAGGGAGGCGACCUCCACCUGGGCGCCCUGGAGCAAGGCAUCGCCCCGGCCACCGUGGUGGACGUGGGCCGGCCGCCCAGCCGGGUCAGAGGUCGCCUGCGCCGGCUGUUCCGCUCGGACCAGUGCUACUACGUGGUGGUGGCGGCCAUCGCCACCGUCACCGUGGCGCUCAUGCUGGUGGGCAUCCUGGCCUUCGUCAUCCUCCCCAGGCUGAGCAUCAACCCGCCGCCGCCGGGGCCCGGGGGCAACCAGACGGUGCCCGGGGCCCCGAACUAGAAUGGGGGGGGGGGGUCACAGAGGUCACCUCGUGUUGUGGUUGUUCGGCGGUGGCGUUGAGAGGAGCGGCGCGGCGCGGGGAAGCCGUCAGCGGCUGAAACGAAAUGAAGGAAAACAAGAGCGGCAACAUUUUUUAUUCUUUUUUUAUUUUUAGACGGAGGACACACACACACACAGACACACACACACGCAGAGAGACACACACAGGCUGCUCGAGGUUGCACACACAGAUAAUAAACACAGCCACACAAGGGCAAACGUGUAGGUUUGUUGUUGUUGUUGUUUGCACGUUGGUCGUUACUGUGAACGGCAGCGUAAAGGAACCGUCCAUCAUUAUUAUUAUACGCUGUAAAUGUGGAAACGACCCCAACACACGAUAAAAAACAGAUUUAUAAUCUGACAUUUUUGUUUCUUUUUUCUUCUUUGCUCUUCCUCCUUCUUCCUCACCCUCUUCCUCCUCCUCCUCUGCCUUCUUCUUCCUCCUCAUUUUUCUUCUACUUAUUUUACUUCUUUUUCUUCAUCCUCCUCCUCAUUCUUCUAAUUUUUCUUCAUCCUCCUCAUUCUUCCUCUUCCUACCUCCUCACUUCUUCCUCCUCCUGUGUGGAGUGACAACAGGCCAUGAUGCCUUCAGGGAACCAGCAGGCUUUCUCCAGACACCCGAUACCCUCCGGUGAUGUAAAAAGACAGUGGACAGGAGGGGGGGGGGGGCUGCCGCUCCUCUCUGUUGCCAGGCAGACUAACCUGUUUGACAACAUACAUGUUCCAGGGUGUCUGUGUUGCCAGUGAUAUUUAAUCUCAUGGCCAUAACAUGUGGGCGGGGCCUCAUGGAGGAUCAAAACAAACUGCAGGGAGAACAAAAUAAAAGUUUUUCCUGCAGCUUUUUUAUUUAAUCUCCCGUGUUGUGAGUGUUCAGUCAGCAGGUUACACAACGCAGCAGCACUCUCUGCAGUAUUUAAAACUACAAACUAAUCACGACUCCAUUCAUCCGAUCAAGACUUUACAUCAGAAGCUGAGACCAGCCAAGUAUUCAGGUCCUCUCCUCAGUGUUGUCCAUGUCAGACACUUUGACCUUUAGAAAUCCUGCAUCUGUAAUAGAGCAACAGUAAAAGUUCUGCAGAAAAAUGGCAGAUCAUUAUUUUAUGAUUAAUGCAUCAAUGAAUACGCCUUUGUUUGAGCUUGUGGAGCCGCAGCUAUAUAGUUUUAACCUUGUGUACGAAAAGGUUGUGAAAUGAUUUGUGUUCUAAAAAUGGGAAAACAUGUGAGGACUAUGCACCAUAAAGUAGUUUUUUAUAUAUUUUUAUUGUAUAUUUUAUUCUUUUUGACAUGAACUAUUGAUAUUUUUGCUAUUCCAUGUAAAAUCUGAAAAGUUGAUUGGAAAGGUACACAUUUUUCUCAAUGGCAGGGUUUAUACACAUGUUGACCGAUGGAUUUCCAGGACUUUUCCAGGACUUUAAAUUACCAAACAUUGUGUGCAAUCUUGGUGUAUACAUGAACAAUUGAGAACAUGUCGUAUUUUAUACUAACAAUGAGAAUCCCAAAGCACACAGCGUAAAUUAACACGUGAAUAUAACACAUUUCCGUGACUGUUGCAAAACUUUUGUGAUUACAUUUUUUACAGGACUUUCCCAGGCCUGGAAAUAAAUAUUUUUUAAACUACA